AUGCUACCAUACAACUACCACCCACAGGGCUACUACCCCCAGCCGUACUACUUUGAGAUGAUGAGCUCGAUGUCUGGUGUCUAUCCUGCAUACGUCAGCCAUGGUGCUACAUCAAACCCCUCGUAUGUGCCUCGCUUUCCAAUCUCAGCCCACCAUCACCGACUUUCAAGCCACGACCACCAACUUCUCACCUAUUUCGCCGAUUUUGAACGCGAUCUGGCCAGCCUGACAGCAGACUACGAUAUUGCAAUCAGAGACCUUAUGGGCGUCAAGCCGAAGGACGACGCGUACAUCAUCCACUGGUCCGACUACCUUUGCGGCAUCAAGAUGGAGCGGGAAAACGUAAAGGAGCUCGCCAAGAUGGUCAGCAUCCUCUCUAACCGUGUCAAGAGCGGCGAGGUGUCGGGUGCGUACGCCUUUCAAUGCAGUCAGCAGUACCGCACCUAUCUUGAAAACUUCAAGUACGAGCGCUGGAACACCCUGGCGAUGCGGGUGAGCACUGGGGUGGAGUAUUACCGGAACCUUGCCGCCUCUCGCUCCGAUCCAUCAGCCAAAGGCGAAGAUGAAUGUCCUCCCAGUAAGACCGGAGGCGCAUCUUCACCCAAGAAGGCUGAGACGGACCCAUUCCCCAUCAAGUCCCAGAACAAGGGCGAGGGCAAACAACCCUCCAAGAGGACAUCUGAUGGAGCCAAGCCGUCGUCUACAUCCUCGUGGUGCUCUCCGAGACGGAGACUGACGAAGACGACACGGUUCGCAACCUAG
This is a messenger RNA of Vanrija pseudolonga, 762 nucleotides long. RefSeq lists its product as uncharacterized. NCBI's taxonomy places the organism in Eukaryota, Fungi, Basidiomycota, Tremellomycetes, Trichosporonales, Trichosporonaceae. The coding region runs from base 1 to 762 and encodes 253 amino acids. The record is from RefSeq and is a predicted model, not a curated record. The transcript is spliced from 2 exons.